Tilletiopsis washingtonensis is the source of this 3192-nucleotide messenger RNA. Its product is annotated as putative VAS1-valyl-tRNA synthetase. NCBI's taxonomy places the organism in Eukaryota, Fungi, Basidiomycota, Exobasidiomycetes, Entylomatales. Gene Ontology annotation, molecular function: ATP binding; aminoacyl-tRNA deacylase activity; valine-tRNA ligase activity. Gene Ontology annotation, biological process: valyl-tRNA aminoacylation. The record is from RefSeq and is a predicted model, not a curated record. Gene Ontology annotation, cellular component: cytosol. Bases 1 to 3192 code for a protein of 1063 amino acids. The transcript has 3 exons.
AUGUCCGCGCCGCCUGCCGCGCCCGCCCCGGGGCCCGGCGCCGAGGCCCUGCCGCUCGGCCCCGACGGCCAGCCCAUGACCAAGUCGGCCGCAAAGCGCGCCGCAAAGGAGGCCGAGCGUGCGGCGCAGAAGGCGGCCAAGCAGAACAUGAAGGAGCAGAAGGAGAGCGCCGCCGCCGACAAGCCGGCCGAGCCGAAGCGCGCAAAGGCCAAGAAGGAGAAGAAGCCCGAGAUCGAGUGGGUGAACAACACCAAGCCGGGCGAGAAGAAGGACCUCUCGGGUCCGAUGGAGAACGGCUACAACCCGGACCACGUCGAGCAGUCGUGGUACGAGUGGUGGGAGGCGUCGGGCUUCUACACGCCCAAGGAGCCCACCGAUGCCGACCCGUACGACCUGGACCGCACCUUCGUCAUCCCGGCGCCGCCGCCGAACGUGACGGGCGCGCUGCACAUCGGGCACGCGCUCACCAUCUCGAUCCAGGACACGCUCGUGCGCUGGUACCGCAUGCGUGGCUGGCGUGUGCUCUUCAACCCGGGCUACGACCACGCCUCGAUCAGCACGCAGGCCGUCGUGGAGAAGCGCCUGAUGAAGCUCGAGGGCAAGACGCGCCACCAGUACGGCCGUGAAGAGUUCCUGCGCCGCGUGUACGACUGGUCGCAGGAGUACAAGAAGCGCAUCGGCGGCCAGACGCGGCGUCUCGGCGCCUCGUACGACUUUACGCGCGAGGCCUACACCAUGGACGCCACGCGCUCGCGCGCCGUCAACGAGGCCUUCUGCCGCCUGCACGAGCAAGGUGUCAUCUACCGUGCCUCGCGCCUCGUCAACUGGUGCUGCCGCCUCAACACGACGCUCUCGACGCUCGAGGUCGAGCAGAAGACGCUGCCCGGCCGCACGCUUCUCCAGGUGCCCGGCUACGACGAGAAGGAGCGCGUCGAGUUCGGCGUCAUUGUCAGCUUUGCGUACCCCGUCUCGGGCUCGGAGAGCGACGAGCGCCUCAUCGUCGCGACGACGCGUGUCGAGACGAUGCUGGGCGACUCGGCCGUCGCCGUGCACCCCAAGGACCCGCGCUACACGCACCUGCACGGCAAGACGCUCGACCACCCCUUCCUGCCCGGGCGCAAGAUCCCCAUCGUCACCGACAGCAUCGCCGUCGACAUGGAGUUCGGCACGGGUGCCGUCAAGAUCACGCCGGCGCACGACCCCAACGACUACGAGGUCGGCAAGCGCCACUCGCUCGAGUUCAUCAACAUCCUCAACGACGACGGCACGCUCAACGAGAACGCGGGCGAGUUCAAGGGCAUGAAGCGCUUCCACGCGCGCCGCGCCGUCAUCGAGGCGCUCAAGGCCAAGGGCCUGUACGUCGAGACGAAGGACAACCCGAUGACGGUGCCCGUGUGCUCGCGCUCGGGCGACAUCGUCGAGCCGCUCAUCAAGCCGCAGUGGUGGGUGAGCUGCAAGCCGCUGGCGGACGCGGCCGUCGAGGCCGUCAACAGCCAGAACAUGGUCAUUGUGCCCGACUCGAGCCGCCGCGAGUUCUUCCGCUGGAUGGACAUCAUCCAGGACUGGUGCAUCUCGCGCCAGCUGUGGUGGGGCCACCGCUGCCCGGCCUACUUUGUCAACAUCGAGGGCAAGGAGCAGGACGAGAACGACGCGACGCAGUGGGUCGUCGGGCGCACCGAGGAGGAGGCGCACGAGCGUGCCGCCAAGCUGGCCGGCGGCGCCAAGUACACGCUGCGGCAGGACGAGGACGUGCUCGACACGUGGUUCUCGUCGGGCCUGUGGCCCUUCAGCAUCAUGGGCUGGCCAGAGCAGACGCCCGACCUCAAGCACUUCUACCCCAACGCCAUGCUCGAGACGGGCUGGGACAUUCUCUUCUUCUGGGUCGCGCGCAUGGUCAUGCUCGGCGUGCACUUCACGGGCAAGAUCCCCUUCAAGGAGGUCUUCUGCCACGCCAUGGUGCGCGACGCCCACGGCCGCAAGAUGAGCAAGUCGCUCGGCAACGUCAUCGACCCGCUCGACGUCAUCUCGGGCGCCACGCUCGAGGCGCUGCACGAGCAGCUGCGGCAGGGCAACCUCGAGGAGAAGGAGGUCAUCAAGGCCACGCAGGGCCAGAAGAAGGACUUUCCCAAGGGCAUCCCGCAGUGCGGCACCGACGCGCUGCGCUUCGCCCUCUGCAACUUCACCGCCGCGGGCCGCGACAUCAACCUCGAGAUCCAGCGCGUCGAGGGCUACCGCAAGUUCUGCAACAAGCUCUGGAACGCCACCAAGUUCGCGCUGAUGAAGCUCGAGGGCGACUUUGCGCCGGCCGACGAGGAGCACGUCUCGGGCAAGGAGUGCGCCGCCGAGCGCUGGAUCCUGUUCCGCCUCAACGAGGCCGUGCGCACCGUCAACGAGGCGCUCGAGGCGCGCAACUUCAUGGCCGCCACGACUGCCGCGUACAACUUCUGGCUGUACGAGCUGUGCGACGUGUACAUCGAGGCCAUCAAGCCCAUCGCCGACCCGGUGGCGGAGGACCAGGCGGCGCGGCGCUCGGCGCAGGAGACGCUCUACACGUGUCUCGAGGCCGGCAUGCGUCUGCUGCACCCCUUCAUGCCCUACGUCACCGAGGAGCUCUGGCAGCGCCUGCCGCGGCGCAAGAGCCACACGGCGCCGUCCAUCUCCAUCGCGCCCUUCCCCGAGGUGCUUGACGCGCGGAAUCAGGCCUCGGCCGCGCACGACUUCGACAACGUCAUGGCUGCCGUGCGCUCCGUGCGCGCUCUUGCCUCGGACUACGGCCUGGCCACCGGCAUCCAGGCCUACCUCGAGACGUCGGACGCGCAGACCGCCGAGCUGCUGCGCUCGCAGCAGCUCAUCAUCGUGACGCUCAUCAAGGGCUGCACGUCGGUCGAGGUCGUCUCUGCGUCGGAGGUGCCGCAGGGCUGCGCCGUCGCGUCGCUGCCGUCGGCACGGACAAACGCGCACGUGCUCGUCAAGGGCAAGGUCGACAUUGACUCUGAGCUGAGCAAGCUCAUGGCCAAGGUCGAGCUCAACGGCGCCGCGCUGGCCAAGAUCGAGACGCAGCGCUCGAGCGCCGACUGGGAGAAGACGCCCGCCGAGGUGCAGCAGGCCGCACUGGAGCGCGAGCAGAACCUCGAGGCCGAGAAGCAGGCGCUCCUCGCCGCAAAGGCCACCUUCGAGUCGCUGCGCGGCUAG